UUGCAUUUCGCGGAAUUUCAUAAAAGGACGACAAGGAGUCUAGAUUGUCUAGAUCAGAGACCAAUAAACUAGUUUGCUUGUUAUUGAUCUGAGCAAUAAACCUAGGCACAGCCAAUCGUGGCGUUAACCGUACACGUUAACGACAAAGUCGUCAAACGCUAACGUUUAAACAUUGGCGUGACUUCGAAAUCGUUAGAAAAAGUUGAAAGCAAAAAGUAUCUUCUACACGCCAGACGUCUAUUUCGCAUUGUUACAUGCUUCAACGCAAGCAAUUUUAUAAGUUUGUCUAUAAUCUGUAUAAUGGUAUAGCGUGAGCUUAUAACUGCGUUAAAAUUCGACGUUAGGUUUUCAAUGUGAAGUGUUUUGUGAACUUUUGUGCGCGUAAAUUGAAACGUCUGCAGUGUUUCGAAGAUUUCAAAUUAUUUUUUUUAAAUUAGUUAUCAUUUAUCACUUAAAAUGGAAUCUCGAGUACGUGCAAGCCCGGAACAAUUUUCUAUAAUGUUAGAUUUUAUGGAAAGACAUGGGGAUCUCUCAAGGCCACUACCUGGCCACCAAGGAAGAGUAAGAGGAGAGCGGUUGUGGGAUGAGUUGGCUGAAUUGUUGAACUCUGCAGGUGGAAGUGGUGUGAACAAAACAGCUGAAAAAUGGAAGAGGGUGUGGUCUGAUUGGAAGACAAAGACAAAAAAGAAGGCAUCAAUAAUUAAUCGAGCUGUGCAUGGCACAGGUGGCAGGCCUGCUCGGGUGAAAUCUUUAAAUCCUCAUGAGAAGAGGAUUAUGGCCAUAAUUACCUCAAUUACAGGACAUCAAACAUUACAGGAAGCAGGUUCUGGAAUUACAAUGCCAUCAUCACCAGCAUUAGUUACUGUGCCUUCCCCACAAAUUGACUUAAUAUUGCCACCAUCAUUAGUCGAAGACCAUGCUAAUUAUACACUAGCGGCCUCCACUGCCGAAACACCUGCCACACCACAGCGGUCAACCAUCACCAAUCCAGUAGGACCUUCACUAAAAGCUGCAAGAUCUACAUCCUGCGUGUUAAAUCCACGCCGCUCCCGUCUUAAACGACGCGGAAGAAAGCAAACACCUUUUGAAAGGGUCAUUAGUAAAUUGGUGGAUAUGGAAAAAGAUCGUUUGCAAUUAGAACGCGAAAGGGAUGCACGUUUAUUUGAAUUGCAUGCAAAUCAAUCCGGUAUCGAAGCCCAGCGCCUACAAAUAGACGCAACACGCGUGGAAGUGGAGAGAGAGCGGGCUCGGGUAGAAGCAGAAAGGCUUCGGAUUGAAGAAGAACGGGUCCGAAUACAACGGGAUACUAAUACAGGCUUAAAUGAUUUAAAAGAAAGUAUUAAAGAAUUAAGUAUAUCUAUUGCAGCACUUCAAUCACGAAUGGCAUCACUCUGUGAAGUCGCCAGUCAUGACAAAACUUAGAUAACAAAGAAAUUAUUAGUAUAUAAAUAUCGUUAGGAUACCUGCAUACCCGAGAAGUUCUCAAUAGGAAUUUUGAGGGUGUGUGAAGUCAAUCCUAGCCAACCCAAUUCGCACUACAGCGUGGUGGACUAAGGCCUAAUCCCUCUCGAUAGUAGAGGAGGUCUGUGCACCAAUGGGACAGUAUAUAAUAUAGGGCUCAUACUAUUAUUAGAAAUAAACAAGGUUAAUUUUGUAAAUUAUUUAGUGACUGACCUGCUGAACCAUUCUUAUUCUGUAAUGCUUUCUUGUAAAGCAUUUAUGCACAGGUAUUGUUACACUUUUAUUAAUGAGAACUUUGUUUUAAUGUUAUUAUGUAUGGAUAUUAUAUGUUUUUAUUAUUUUCAUUUUAAUAUAAUAUUAUCUAAAAACCAUAUAAACACUAUUUUUAAAUGAUAUUUCACCAGCUUAUUGUUACGCAUAGGACAAUAAUUAUAUAAAAAAGUAAAUAUAUUAACACUUCAACAUUAAUAAUUGCUAAUUAAUAAUUGCGGAUUAUUUUUUAGGCCAACAGUUUUUAAAAUACUAUAUCAAUUGCCUUUCUGCUAAAAACAGUAUUUUUUGUGUGUCUCCAAAAUUGUUCAUAUUUCUAUUAAUUUACAAUGUGUAAAAAUUUUAUUUUUUCCUUUUUUAGUAUUAUGUUUUUAUAAUAGACUAUUAUUAGAAAUCCUCAAGUUCGAAUGUGUCAUUAGGCUGUUGACUGAAAGGGAUAAGACUGCCAUGGUAUUUUAUUAUUUUUAUGUAUAUUUUUACCCCCUUAUUCAUAGACUUUUUUAUCUAAGGACGAAGUAAAGCUGUGGCUACAAGUCUGUUUCUAUUGUUGUAUAUCAUUAUUAGCGAAUCACAACGGCCCUAUGGGUACGCGCUGCGAAGGCUGCCAUGACGUCAGCACUGAGAAACAGACUUGUUAUCACAGCUUUACUCCGUCCUUAGAUAAAAAACGUCUAUGAAUAAGGGGGUUAGUGUUUAAUUUGUAUGUAAUGAAAGUAUUUUUAACACAAAUAGGAUUGAAUGCAGUUUUACAGAAAAAAUAAAAAUGUAAGUAGAAUCUAAACUAUAUGAUAUAAGGUUAAUUGUAAUAUUUAUAAAGAGACUAAGGCAAAAGUUUUGUGUACGAUAUAUUUUUGAUAGAAUUCUCAAAUGGUUUACUAUGUGUAGGUACACGCCGUUUUGAUACGAGCCCUUUAUAAAUACAUUGGACAAUUAUUUUUUUAUAUUUACGUCUGCUCAUGUUUUGAGUACUUACUGUUAAAUGGUUAAACAUGUAUUAAGUUCCUCAUGAAUACAUUAUUUUGAAAGAAAA
Molecule: messenger RNA, 2761 nt
Organism: Manduca sexta (tobacco hornworm)
Lineage: Eukaryota; Metazoa; Arthropoda; Insecta; Lepidoptera; Sphingidae
Product: myb/SANT-like DNA-binding domain-containing protein 4
Exons: 5
Coding region: 457-1422 (321 amino acids)
Source: RefSeq, a predicted model, not a curated record